Messenger RNA from Juglans microcarpa x Juglans regia, 1178 nucleotides. Its product is annotated as protein RGF1 INDUCIBLE TRANSCRIPTION FACTOR 1-like. The transcript is spliced from 5 exons. Gene Ontology annotation, molecular function: zinc ion binding. The record is from RefSeq and is a predicted model, not a curated record. Lineage: Eukaryota; Viridiplantae; Streptophyta; Magnoliopsida; Fagales; Juglandaceae. Bases 174 to 815 code for a protein of 213 amino acids.
CUUCCCGCCGAUGGUAGUACUUGGCCACCUCUUCUCUAUUAAGUGCGAAUUACCCCACUUUCUUGGUGGGUUCCUCUUCCUUCCAUCUGAAUUGUUGAGAAUUCUUUCUUUUUUGGGUUUGCAAUUACAGCAAAUUCGGUCUCAAAUGGUAGUUGCAGGUUUUAUCUAAAGAAAUGAAGACAGACUGGCUUAGUACCCUUUUGGAUAGCAAAUUCUUUGGUUCUUGCAUUCCUCAUAAAGAGCUUCACAGAAAUGAAGAAAACGUGUUUUGCAUCGAUUGUAGUCUUGGAUGUUGUAGGCAUUGUAUGGAAGCUCAUCGCUCCCACCAGCAGCUUCAAAUCUGCAAAUAUGUCUACAAUGAUGUUGUCCGCCUUCAAGAAAUACAGAAACAUCUUGACUGCUCAAAUAUUCAGACAUAUAAAAUCAAUGGCAAAAAAGUCGUGCAUCUCAAUUCUCGUCCUCAAUCCAAAGAUACAAAAUCAUCAACUAAAUAUAAGUCUGGUUGUUCUUGCGAAGGUUGUGGGAGAUUCCUACAGGACCUUCCUAGUUACUUCUGUUCCGUUGCCUGCAAGGUCUCAGCCGUUUCAGUGAAGCCCAAGGAUCAAAGCCAAGACUUGAUCCCCUCCCCAAUUCCAAAAAUUGACAUGUCUUCAAAGGAAAACUCUCAUCAAGAAACAAACACAAAUGAAAUGGAAUCAUCAAUCUCAGUGGCUGAUUCAUCUGAGGAGAUAAAAGCUGGGGUAAGUUCGGCUUUGAAGCCAACGAAGCGAACACAUAAGAGGAAAGGUAUUCCUAGGAGGGCUCCUCUAUUUUGAUGCUCAACAAAAUCAAUGUUCCAUCCUUCCUUUUCAUUGCUUUCAUUUCUUAUACAAUCUCUGUCCAUUUUCAUUUGUCGCUUCUACAAUUUUGGUUUUACUAAGGCUCCAAAACGGAAUACUGCAGCUACUAAAAUUCCAAACGUAAAAUCUCUCCCAUGUAAACCCCAAGUUGGGAUUUAGUUGGGUUAGUUAGGAGUGAUGGUUGCUGUGUUAUUAACAUGAGGCAUUUGGUUGAUAUUUGUAUUUCCUAAGAUUGACUUGCAUAUUCUUCGUCGGAAUAGAAAUGGGUAGUUCAAUAAUUUCUGGUUAAUAAAUGUAUGCUUGCUGUUGAUGUGAAUAGAAUGUUUCACACUUGCAUAA